CGCGCCUGCCGAAACAAAGUGUGCUUCUGUUUUUCCAAUCGCAUCUACCGGCACAUAAAAAAACAAAUUUCGCCCAGGGCAACAGGACAGCUUGUUUUAUCAUUACAACGCUUGAGUUCACAUCUUCCUCAGGCGAAAAGCAGUUGCAACCGGAAACGGGAUAAAGGUACCAUCACCAAGGACACGGAUUCACAGGCGACAUGAAGAUCGAGGAAGUCAAGAGCACCGUGCGCACUCAGCGCAUCGCAGCCCACAGCCACGUGAAGGGAUUGGGUCUGGACGAAGUCGGAGCUGCAGUGCAUAGUGCAGCCGGAUUGGUGGGUCAGAAGGCAGCACGCGAAGCAGCUGGCAUCGUGGUGGAUCUGAUCAAGUCUAAGAAAAUGGCCGGAAGAGCCCUACUCUUGGCAGGUCCUCCUGGCACUGGAAAGACCGCUAUUGCACUGGCCAUCGCCCAAGAAUUGGGUAACAAGGUGCCCUUCUGCCCCAUGGUCGGAUCGGAAGUCUUCAGUAACGAGAUCAAGAAGACCGAAGUGCUGAUGGAGAACUUCCGGCGUUCCAUUGGCCUUCGCAUUCGUGAGACCAAGGAAGUAUACGAAGGAGAGGUCACGGAGCUCACUCCCGUAGAAACCGAAAAUCCCAUGGGUGGCUAUGGCAAGACCAUCAGUAAUGUAGUCAUCGGUCUAAAGACAGCCAAGGGCACCAAGCAACUCAAGUUGGAUCCUAGCAUCUUCGAUGCCUUGCAAAAGGAGAAGGUAGAGGUGGGUGAUGUGAUCUACAUAGAGGCCAACAGUGGUGCAGUAAAACGCCAGGGGCGCAGCGACACCUUUGCCACCGAAUUUGACUUGGAAACCGAGGAGUAUGUGCCGUUGCCAAAGGGCGAUGUACACAAGAAAAAAGAGGUCAUCCAGGAUGUCACUCUACAUGAUCUGGAUGUGGCCAAUGCUCGUCCGCAGGGUGGUCAGGAUGUGCUCUCCAUGAUGGGACAGCUCAUGAAGCCUAAGAAAACUGAAAUCACUGACAAACUACGCAUGGAAAUCAACAAAGUGGUAAACAAGUAUAUUGACCAGGGCAUAGCUGAGCUGGUUCCUGGAGUCCUUUUCAUUGACGAGAUCCACAUGCUGGAUCUGGAGACAUUUACCUAUCUACACAAGUCGCUGGAAUCUCCCAUCGCUCCAAUUGUGAUCUUUGCCACCAAUCGCGGACGCUGUGUGAUUCGUGGCACCACCGACAUCGUUUCUCCACAUGGCAUUCCUCUGGAUCUGCUUGAUCGUUUGCUGAUCAUCCGCACGUUGCUCUACUCCACCGCUGACAUGGAACAAAUUAUCAAGCUGCGCGCCCAAACCGAAGGACUACAGCUGGAGGAGAACGCAUUCACACGUCUCAGUGAGAUUGGAACUAGCUCCACGCUGCGCUAUGCCGUACAAUUACUGACCCCGGCCCACCAGAUGUGCAAGGUGAACGGACGCAACCAGAUCAGCAAAGAUGACAUCGAGGACGUGCAUUCUCUUUUCCUCGACGCCAAGCGCUCCUCGAAACACUUGUCCGAAAAGAACAAUAAGUUUAUGUUGUAAGUUUGGCGAUUCAGACAGAAUUAUAUUCCAUUUGCACGGAUUUCCCAGUAAAAGAAUGAUAAGCAA
Messenger RNA from Drosophila eugracilis, 1637 nucleotides. RefSeq names its product ruvB-like helicase 1 (gene pont). Gene Ontology annotation, molecular function: ATP hydrolysis activity; DNA helicase activity; ATP binding. Lineage: Eukaryota; Metazoa; Arthropoda; Insecta; Diptera; Drosophilidae. The transcript has 3 exons. The coding region runs from base 201 to 1571 and encodes 456 amino acids. Gene Ontology annotation, biological process: box C/D snoRNP assembly; regulation of transcription by RNA polymerase II; chromatin remodeling. Gene Ontology annotation, cellular component: NuA4 histone acetyltransferase complex; Swr1 complex; Ino80 complex. The record is from RefSeq and is a predicted model, not a curated record.